AUGGGAAGAGACUUGCCACAUUCUGUCCCCAAAGAAGCAGGUGGGAAAAGGGGAGCAUCUGUACCUUACCAGGAAGGUGGCACAGAAGCAUUGGGGGUCAGGAAGCAUUUCUACGUGGCCAGAGGAAAUCGGAAGCCAUCACCACACCUAGAAAGUUCCAUCUGUUUGCUCAUUCGCUCACAUGUGUCUCCUGUGGCUAAGCAGUGCUGGAAGGGCCACGGCAUAGUGGUAAACAAGACAGGGAACGUUGCUGCCAUGAUCUUGUUCAUCAACAGUGCCAAUUGCCAAGUAGCAGGUUUUGCCCUUUCCAGCAUAGGAUGGAUCCUCUGCAUGUCUUCCAUGGGCUUUGUGGAGUGGCAAAUAUGGCACAUAGAUGACUGCUCCCACGCCACCUCUUGCCUUGCCAGUGUGGGAAUCUGGAGAGUCUGUGUUUACCACUAUAACUUCAGCAAAGCCAAAGUUUGCUACCAAUACACCUACCGUGACACCUUCCUUCCUCCUGCUAUCCAUGCAGCUCAACACCUCCUGGUGGCUGCUGCCAUUCUAGGGCUCUUGGGGAGAGCCUUCAAUAUCUUUGCACUUAGGAAUGUGUACAUGGGGAUUCUUCAGAAUAAUGCCACCUGCAGUCCAUUCAUUGCUUCAGGAAUUCUGAACAUAACUGCUGGUGUCUGUAUCUUAAUUGCUGUGCUCUGGAAUUACUACUCCAUCCUGAACCCGAAGGGUAUUGCCUUCCCGCCAGCUUACCAUUUGCCCUUCAAGCCAGAUACUCAGGAAAUUGGGAGUGCCAUUAUAGUGGCAAUGAUAGCUGCCUUCCUGAUGUUUUUAAGUGGAUUGCUUUUCCUCUCUUACAAAUUUCCCCUGGACAGCCGAGUACAUCCCAGUGUUUGA
Messenger RNA from Cynocephalus volans (Philippine flying lemur), 888 nucleotides. Its product is annotated as claudin-34-like. Lineage: Eukaryota; Metazoa; Chordata; Mammalia; Dermoptera; Cynocephalidae. The record is from RefSeq and is a predicted model, not a curated record. The transcript is spliced from 2 exons. Gene Ontology annotation, biological process: cell adhesion; bicellular tight junction assembly. Gene Ontology annotation, molecular function: structural molecule activity. Gene Ontology annotation, cellular component: bicellular tight junction; plasma membrane. Bases 1 to 888 code for a protein of 295 amino acids.